Entamoeba dispar SAW760 is the source of this 594-nucleotide messenger RNA. RefSeq lists its product as uncharacterized. The record is from RefSeq and is a predicted model, not a curated record. The transcript has a single exon. Gene Ontology annotation, biological process: DNA repair; dephosphorylation. Lineage: Eukaryota; Evosea; Mastigamoebida; Endamoebidae. Gene Ontology annotation, molecular function: phosphoglycolate phosphatase activity. The coding region runs from base 1 to 594 and encodes 197 amino acids.
AUGAAAACAAGACCAAACGAUCAUGUACUGACAUACCAAGAAUGGUUUAAAAUGUUAUGGUAUAAAGGUUUAUUUACUUAUUACCGUGAAGACCUUCAUCUUUCUGAAGAUGAAAUCCAACAACAAGUGAAUAGUUCACGACAAUACACUUUAACACAUGAACCAGCACAUUUCUUUCCUGGUUUUAUUGAAAUGUUAAAAGAGUUUAGAAAAUUGGGAGGAAUUAUUGGAGUAGUGUCAUUUUCUGAUGAACAAAAUAUAUUAAGACAUUACCGUUCUGAAACAAAUGGAGAAUUUGUUCCUGAUAUUGUUUAUGGAUGGAAUAAAGAAGCUCCUGAGAAAUGUAAACCAUAUGCAUUUCCUGUUCUUGAUGUUCUUGAGAAAUACCAUUUAGAAAAAAAAGAUAUUUUAGUAGUUGAUGAUUUGCUUCCAGGUUUAGAAAUGGCAGAAAAUGCUGGAGUUAAAAAAGCUGGUGCAUUGUAUGGAAAAGGACAUGAAUUUCUUAAAGAAGAAAUGGAAGAACAUUGUGAUUUCUUAUGUGAAACAGUAACUGAUUUAAAGAACCUUAUUAUUAAAUCUAACACAGAAGAAUAA